Messenger RNA from Aspergillus calidoustus, 390 nucleotides. The record is from the annotation of a GenBank genome assembly. Lineage: Eukaryota; Fungi; Ascomycota; Eurotiomycetes; Eurotiales; Aspergillaceae.
AUGGCUGGUCUUCUUUCGCUUCCGACCGAGAUUCUCGAUCGAGUCUGCUCGCUCGUCGACCUCCAGACGCGCAAAGCGCUACGACUCGCGAAUCGACGGUUAAGCACCGUCGGCCAACGCUGGAUCUUUGACACGGCAAUUGUCAGUCCGACUGAUGCCAGCUGCGACCGACUGGACCGCAUUCUGGAAUCCACCGGGCUGGCUUCAUACGUGACCAAGAUCUACCUCAACACCUGGGAUCUGGAUCUGGACAAUGUGAGUCAGUCUCCGCGUUGCCGCGUGUUGACGCUAAUCAAUAUCAGGGGAUUGGAGACCAAUAUUACGAACAUGAAGACGCAGAAGAAGAUACGGGUCUUCAUCCACGAUUCUGGAGCGUCUUUGACCGUCUGA